Molecule: messenger RNA, 3783 nt
Organism: Mizuhopecten yessoensis (Yesso scallop)
Lineage: Eukaryota; Metazoa; Mollusca; Bivalvia; Pectinida; Pectinidae
Product: toll-like receptor 4
Exons: 2
Coding region: 190-2817 (875 amino acids)
Biological process (GO): immune response; toll-like receptor signaling pathway
Cellular component (GO): membrane
Molecular function (GO): protein binding; transmembrane signaling receptor activity
Source: RefSeq, a predicted model, not a curated record
GAUAACAAAACAAACAACAACUUCCUAUAUAUAGCAGUGGGUGUCGUAGUGACAGGAAACCCUGGCCCUUGAUAUCAAACCAGACUACAGUUUACAGAGACAGCAACGUAAGCACAAGGAAGUUUGCCGGUACGCGGUAAUCUAUACGUUUUUGUGUCAUUUUCGAAGCUGGCAGAGCGACAACCAGAUAUGUUUGACUGUGCGAGCCUGUUUCACUGGAUACUGUUUGUAUCGCUACCAUUCUACCAGCUCGUUGUUGGGGAAGGUACAUACAAUGCGACCAGACUUUCACAGAUACUUGGCACUGUGAACAUCCAAAACAAUGGGCGGGAACUGGAUAUGUCGUCUAAUUGUUCGAGCGAGGCCCGGUGUUGGUGCGGCGAGUCGAAUGACAUACAGGUGGCAGACUGCUCCGGACUCAACCUGACAGCCAUCCCCGACUUCCUGUCUACGGUGGGCAUUGUUGACCUGCGGUACAAUCAGCUUGCCGUAGUGAACAACACAGAUCAGCUGCCACAAAAUCUACUCUACCUCGACCUGUCAAAUAACAGACUCGCCAACUUCACAGGCAAUCCUUUUGAUCAUCUGGCCAAGCUCGCCUACUUGGAUCUCAGCGACAACUACCUAAGCUAUUCACCAUCAAUAUAUACACUAGACCUAUUUUCUUGUUUAACAUCUCUCACGUUUCUUAACAUCAAGGGAAAUAAUGAAAGAAGCGGGUCAGAUCUUCUCCAUUAUCCUGACGCUAUUUCCUCCCUACUCGGUUUGACCACACUUAAAAUGGACGGACUGAAGAACGCGCGUCUCGGCGAUGUGUUGUCACCGCUUAAGAAACUGGCCACACUAGAUUUGUCCGGCAGAAAUGGUCAUUGCUGGAUUGACCAUAUGACGGAAGAUUUUUUUGAAGGAGUUGUAUCCUCUCUCGUUGAUAUUGACCUGUCGACAUGUAAGAUAGUGUACAUAGACAAUGGGACAUUUCGAUCCCUACCGAAUCUCACGGUUCUGAGCCUGUCCGGGAAUAAUCAACUUACAUUUAAUGUUCUCAUAAAUCUAACGUACGAUUUACAAGCCACAAACAUACAUAAACUCUUCCUGAACAAACUGCAUUGUACGUAUGGCGUUGGUACAUUCCUAUUCCAGGAGGAUUUGAUGCUCCUGAAUAACACCCGCCUUGAGGAACUGUACUUGGACUUUAAUAGAAUCGAGUUGGUCGAGGACACAAUGAUGCAGUAUCUUCCGGACUCGCUCAAACUGCUUUCCGUUGCCGGAAACAAGUUCACGUUGGGUAAAUACCUGCUCGCGAUGCACUUUUUGGAUUCUCUUAAAUAUUUAGAUGUCAGUUUACAAUUCAGUCCACACGGGUCUGUUGGGGAAAUGUUGGAGCAGUGUUUCGACUGGAGAUGUCCAAAGGAAACGAAGAAUGAGAGCCAGGAACCCAGAUCAUUGAAGUUUUAUGGUAAAUGGCGGCCUAGUUUAUAUUUGCCUCGAAACUUAGAGGUUAUUGAUGGCCAUAGCAGCUCCUUCCGAGGUGAAAUUGGAGACUUUAAUUUCAUGGAACGGAAUAUAAUAAAGCAGUUUGAUUUACACGACAACCUUUUGCAGUCUUGGAAAGGCCCCAUUCGUAAUUUGCACCGUGUUGAGUACAUCGACCUAUCAUAUAACUCGUGUGGACACGUGACCACUCACUUCUUUGAGGAUUUCCCAAAUAUGACGACCCUUAACGUCAGUCACAAUAAUUUGGGAGAAGUUUUUAAAAACAGUGCUACUAGCGAUAUUUUAAAACAAUUGAAAAGUCUCGAAAAACUUAAUAUGACUCACAACAAGAUAGACCGCCUACCCGAGGGAGUCCUCCGCGAUCUCAGCGCUUUACGACAAAUCGAUCUCAGUUUCAAUCAAUUAACCGACUGGAACGUCAAAAUCGAUCACAUGUAUCAGUUGCAGCUCUUAAAUAUUUCUUACAAUCGUUUGAUUGUUCUUUCAAAAUCCUUUAUGGAUGCUGUAGAUCGCAUGACUAAGAUAACUAACCUUACACUGGACUUGCGGGGAAACCCUCUUCGCUGUGAUUGCAAUAAACUCGAUUUCCUCAAGUGGGUUAGCAGACGAAAAAGCCUUUUCAUCAAUAUUGAAACGUAUGAUUGUAGAAUUACAAACGAAACCCAAAUAUCAUUUGGUGAUUUAGGAAACAUUAUAGCUAGACUCGAGAGGGAUUGUAGUGAUUAUGUUGGUAUCAUAGUGGGCACGCUAGUGGUCAUAGUGAUCUGUGUGUCGGUCGUUAUCGGGGGUGUGGGGUAUAGAUUUCGGUGGAAGCUUCGCUACCUCUACUACAUGGCUAAGAACCGUUACAGAGGUUACGUAGUUGUAAGGGACACGCUAGAUUCUCACUACAAUUACGACGCGUUCAUAUCAUACUCGGAUUCAAAUAGUUCUUUCGUAAUACAUGAUAUUGUGGAGAACCUCGAGACCAACCAUGGUUUACGCCUCUGUCUCCACCAGAGAGAUUUCCUCCCGGGAAACGAGAUCGCCGUAAAUAUCACAAACGCCAUCAGCAACAGUCGCAAAACAGUUGCAAUCAUCACCAACAGUUAUCUCGAUUCUUAUUGGUGCAUGUUCGAGUUCAACAUGGCGCGAAUGGAGAGCGUGUACACGCGUGCCGAAGAGAACGUGCUGUUUCUGAUUCUGUAUGAAAAACUCCCCCGCCGACAGAUUCCAAUGGACGUCCUUGACGUCAUCGAAUCAGACUCAUACAUAGAGUACCCGGAUGAUGAGCAAGGUAAUGUGGUAUUCUGGGAUAAAAUCCGUGAAGCCAUAUCUGGCUAGAAACCGUAAAAUGUGCACUAGAUUGCAGACGUACACAAGAUGUAGUAAAGUGUUUCUAUUCAACAUUAUUUAAGCAUUGAAUUACUUUCAGUUUGCAUUCAUAGGAAAUAUAAAAGCCAACUGGUCAAAGCAAAAUUCAAUGAAGCGUGCUUAUAGAAUCAGGUGAAUAUGUUGUUAUAUGGACCCGAGAAAGCAAAAAUGAUUUAGAUGAUUUUUUACAUUUAAGUUGAUUAACCAAGACGGAACAUAAGACAAUCCACAAGAGAAAACUACUACAUUUUGCACCGAUCAUUGUAACGUUCAAUUGAAGUGUCGUCAUCAAAACAAUAAAGACCCGUCCGUUGAAGAAGUAUUCAUGUGUGAAUUUUCUACAUUAUAGCAAUGUAAGACAUAGCUAGUCGACAGGAUAUACUGCUGAUUACAGACGGACACACGUAUCAACAGGAUAAACUGCUGAUUACAGACGGACACAAGUAUCAACAGGAUAUACUGCUGAUUACAGACCGACACAAGUAUUAACAUGAUAUACUGCUGAUUACAGACGGACACAAGUAUCAACAGUAUGUACUGCUGAUUACAGACGGACACAAGUAUCAACAGUAUAUACUGCUGAUUACAGACGGACACACGUAUCAACAGUAUAUACUGCUGAUUACAGACGGACAGAGGUAUCAACAGGAUAUACUGCUGAUUACAGACGGACACAAGUAUCAACAGGAUAUACUGCUGAUUACAGACGGACACACGUAUCAACAGGAGAAACUGCUGAUUACAGACGGACACAAGUAUCAACAGGAUAUACUGCUGAUUACAGACGGACACCUGUAUCAACAGGAUAUACUGCUGAUUACAGACCGACACAAGUAUCAACAGGAUAUACUGCUGAUUACAGACGGACACAAAUAUCAACAGUAUAUAGUGCUGAUUACAGACGGGCACAAGUAUCAACAGGAUAAACUGCUGAUU